This is a messenger RNA of Telopea speciosissima, 1208 nucleotides long. Its product is annotated as transcription factor MYB11-like. The transcript is spliced from 3 exons. The record is from RefSeq and is a predicted model, not a curated record. Bases 111 to 1208 code for a protein of 365 amino acids. Lineage: Eukaryota; Viridiplantae; Streptophyta; Magnoliopsida; Proteales; Proteaceae.
CCCAUUUUACCCUUCUCAACUCUGAGCACGCACAAGUUUACGAGGCCAGAGUGCCCAUUUCUCUCUCUUAAUUUCUGCCCUGUUAGUGUUUGUGGGUGGGUUUCUGAGAGAUGGGAAGAGCUCCUUGUUGCGAGAAAGUGGGAUUGAAGAAAGGGAGAUGGACAGUCGAAGAGGAUGAGAUCUUGAUGAAGUACAUUCAAACUAAUGGCGAAGGUUCAUGGAGAUCAUUACCCAAGAAUGCAGGUUUAUUGAGAUGUGGAAAGAGUUGCAGACUGAGAUGGAUCAACUACUUAAGAGCUGACUUAAAGAGAGGGAAUUUCACAGCUGAAGAAGAAGAUAUGAUCAUUAAGUUACGUAGCUCCUUGGGAAACAGGUGGUCGUUGAUCGCUGGGCACUUGCCAGGAAGAACAGACAACGAGAUAAAGAACUACUGGAAUUCUCACUUGAGUAGGAGAAUCCAUUGCUUCAGGAGACCCGGCAAUGAAAGCCUACCACCGAUCCUCGUAGACUUAACCAAUCUGGGUAGCGGAAGCAAGCGAAGAGGGGGUCGAACAGCCAGAGCCGCCAUAAACAAGAAAACUACCAAUACCAUUAUCGCCAAUUCCUACAACGCAGCAGCAAUGACUUCGGUAGUGAAGGGAGCUGGGAAUUCAGUUACUGACUGUGAAAGUAACAUUGGAAUGCUUCUUGCAUCCAAUACAUAUCAACAGCAAAGCAUGGGUAUGAACCACCCAUCAUAUGCAUCAAGUGGCGGUGGUCAAGGGCUAGAGACUGCGGUACUAAGCAAUAAUGGGGGCACAAUGGGCGAGAUUAAGGUACCGGAGACAGAUGACAUUUUGAUCACCUUUGGUGAGGUGAUGGAUGCUGUUGAACAGGGGAGAGAGGGUUGGACUGAGGCAUUGGCCCUGGGUUUUACCCCAAUUGUCACCACCACCACCACCACUGCGAGCGACGAGAUAGAGAGUGGGGUUGCGAACUCAAAUGGGGAGAGUGAGGACUGGUACUCUUCGUCUUCCAAUAAUAUGAGCUGUUGUUUCGACGAUCAGGACUGGGCUGACUGGGACUGGACUGCUGCAAUUGUUGGCGGUGUUGUUGGAGCAGAGGAUAUUGAUAUUCACAGCAGGAACACUACUACUAUUACUGCUUUUGAUGCCACAAGUACUGGAAUGCGGGCAGAAGAGGGAGAGGAGCUACUGUCUUGGCUCUAG